AUGCACCGGGUCCGUCUUUCAACUGCGGCUUCGGAAAACCUUGGAACCGACUUUAACUCCACAGUUGGAGAAGUUGAAGAUGGCUUCGUCAUUCGUGGAGUUCACAAGCAGGAGCCCGGCGGCAUGGCUGGCAAUGACAAUGUCAUGCUGCGGGGGCACUCCUUCCUUGGCGGUCCCCCUCCAAUCUAUCGCCCAAGGCCACGACCUUACCACCUAUCACAAGAGAACAACGAAGCACGACUUGCCGAAAGCCGCAAAUGGCAGCGAGCCCCCGCCGGCGCCCCUCGAUGGAAGGUCACCGCGCAACUAGCCCGACUGGCAGCGCACAGCAAGCUCGCAGGCCAACAAGGCGUCGGUGCAGCUGUCGCAAAUCAAGUUGUUGCGAAGAAAUGGAAGGCCGUUGGCAAUAUGCUGAAAGCCACCACGGAUGGCGUUAGCAGAAUUAGGGCGCUGGUGGAAAGGGAUAAGAACACAUACAUGCAGGCGGCACAAGAGUCCCUUCGGUUGGCGGCAGUUGGCGUUUUAAACGUCAAACUAACGGUCAGAAGCGAACGCGAACUGGAGUCGUUGAGCUACCUACAUCAGGGCGACGCGUCCCUCUACACUCCGGAGGCUCUUGCUAAGCGUCUGGCCAUUCGCUCCCAGCCCCAGUUCCGGGAGGCCGUGCGGGCCUGGUGGCAGUGGCUGCCGCUGACUACCCUGCCGCCCGAGGAGCGCCUAACGGAGGAGGAGAAGCUGAUGCCACUAGAUAUGCGCGGCAUGACUAAGCCAGUGUACUGCGCCAUGGCGGCUAUCAUUCAGCGGGCCUUGGAAGGUCGUCACGGACUCUUUUCGAAACUUCUCUCUAAGUACCAGCGGAGGUUUGGAGCACAGGACGAGCAAAAGGCGCCCGUCAGCGGCGGCAACGUCGAUAGGGUCGCGGGAAGGGCUGUCGUACAGCAGGGCAGUGACGGCGCUGCAGCGGCGGCGGCGGCGGCGGCCGGAGGAGAUGCGGCCGUAGCGGCAGCGGCAGGAACCGGUGCCGCCGUAGCCCCUGGACCCAUGGAUGAGGCGGAUGUCGUACUCAAAGCACUAUCGGAUGAUGAUGACACAGAGGACCAACAAGCUGCCACAAACUGGUGGGCUAAAAUAAUGGAGCGAAACAGGCGUUACUUGGAGGCCAAGGCCAAGGGUAUGGCGGACGAGGCAGCGGAGGCCGCUGCCGCUGCCGCCGCUGCUGCUGCCGCUGCAGCGGCCAUCAGCGGCAGUUCCCGUACAUCCAUUACCGCCGGCGGCGGCGACGCUGACGGCGGCGACGCCGCGCCCCUCCAGUUCCCCAUGGCUCUCCUUGGCACAUUGUACGACAGUCCGCCAGUGACGCCGUCAGCGGCGCCGUCAAGCACCACGGGUCACCGGCGGGGGGCUCCCCCGGGGGCUCCCCCGGGGGCUGCGGGCGGCUGGAGGCCGUACGGAAAGAGGGGUACGACGGCGGCGGCAGUGACGGCGGCGGGCGGAGGCAAUAUGUUGCCGGUGCCGCCGCCGACGCCUCCGCCAGGCCCCCUGCCCGAAGAUUCUCCGCCCAAGAUGCCCGUUAUGAUGCGAAUAGGGAAGGGCAUCAAGGGGCAGGCAACCCCCGGGCCCCCCUCUGCAGCCCUGGUGGCCACACUCCGAGAGGCGGUCACUGACGCACUGGUGGAGGUGGGGGCGAGCUCCGAUGUGAAGGAGGCCGCGGGGGUGCUCACUGAGGGCGGCACCAUUGCAUACCAGCAGGUGGGGCCUCACACCUUGGCGGAUCUGAUCCACAUACUGGUGGACAUCAAACGGAUGAAUACCCGCCAUCUCCGAGCCCUCAUCGGAACCAACGGAAACGGUAACAAUAACGGUAACGGUAACGGUUCCGUACUGGUAAAUCAGGUCGUCAGCCCCAAGAAGAUUGCGCUUCCAACGGUGGCGGAGGGCAUCGAGGCAUCAGGGAAGGCAGCCCCAGCAGCGGUGACGGCGGUGGCGGUGGCGGCGGCAGCACCACCUUCGGCCGAGUCACAGACGCGCACCGUGACUGCUGGGAGGGCAUUACCGGCCUCACCUCGACGAAGUGUGCUUGGGAGUACGGCGGUGGGCAGUAGUGGUGGUGGCGGCGGCGGAGAGCAUGUUGGAGGCGUCGCCACUAUUGGCGCCCCGACGGCGAUUUGGCGGGGGGCCACAGCAGCAGCCACCCUAUGUGCCAUUCGGGCAACUUUACAGGGCGCGGGCUUGACCCCGGGGGACUUGUCCGGCAUGUUGGCAUCGCAUGGAAUGGGACUGGCGAUCGACGUACAACCGCACGUACUGGCGCACGUGGCCAAGGUAUUGGCGGAGGCGGGUUUUGACACGGAAGCCAUCGUCGCCUUCCUCUUUCCCCCUGAAGCUGAGGAGGAGUUGGAGGCGGUUGGUCUGGGUAUCAAUCUCCCGUUGAGUGACGUACAACUCGAAGCCAUGCGGGUUGCGCUACAAAAGGGCCCCUGGGACCAAUCGCCUCUACCUGCCAACAUUGGGGGUGGCGGGGCCGGUGUGGAUGACGCGCUGGUGGACCUUGUUCGUUCUUGGACGGCUGAUAUACGAGCUAUCCAGGCGACUUCUGCCGCCUUGGAGGCGAGCGGCUUCACCCCCCUGGAGGUGCAGCGCUUCAUCGCCCCGGCCGCCUCCACUGCCCUCAUUGACGCGCUGCGCCGCCGCGGCCUCACCCCCGCCGCCGCCGCCACCCUCCUGAGGCGGGACGGCAGGGGGCUGGCCAUGGACCUGUCGCCACAGGAGCUCGCUGAGGCGGCGAAUGCGAUGGCGGCGGCUGGCUUCACGGCCGAGCAAGUGGUCAAGGCCAUCGGAUCUGAUGCCGCUUCCGUACCGCCCCUGGAUCCAGCGGGUCUGGAUGUCUGCCGGGAGGCCCUUUUGUCGGACGGCUUUACGGAGGAGGAGCUGGAUGAGGUCGUACUAACAGACAACGGUACGGCACUGCAGGACACGAUUGGAGCUGCCACGGAUCCACGAUAUUUUGAUGCGGCUGGUGGUGGUGGUGGUGGUGGUGGCAGCGGGCCGCUGCUACUUCCCGACGGCUCGGGGGUGGCUCCGGAUGCCGGGAUUGGCGGCGCACUCGUGGACGCCAUGUUCAAGCCCGCACAGAUCAGAGCCUUCCUGAUGCCCCCGGGGGGGGAGGGGGGAGAGAAAGAGGGGGGAGAUCGCGACGCGGCGGCGGCGGCGGCGGAGCCAUCAUCACCUCCUGGCCUUGACCCGCUAGGGCACAGCACCCUUGGCGGCGGCGGCGGCGGAGGGGGGCAGCGGCGGCGGCAGUUCCUAAACCCCAGAGAUGUUGUCGUAUUUAGAUCUGUACUGAUGGCAUCAGGCUUUACGACACAAGAUCUCAUGGAAAUUGUACGACAGGAUGGACGAGGAUUGGAUCCAGAUUCAGAACCGGAGCUGGCGGCCAAGGCGGUGGCGGCCUUGGUGGCGGCGGGGUUCAGGGGUCACGAGAUUCAGCUUUUUUUGCAGCUUAGAGAUCCCGCCGUCGCCAUGACGCCGUCAGAGGCGGCUGCCGCACGUACGGCACUUGUGACGGGGGGUUUUAGUGCCGUACAACUGGAGGAGUUGCUGCGGCGCGACGGGCUGGGGCUGGCUUCGGAUCCGGAACCGGAUCCGUACGUUAUGUCGCAGGUGGCUGUCGUACUGGCGGGGGCUGGCUUUCCCACCUUCCAUAUAUGUCAGUAUUUGGCUCCCGCUAUGCCGCUGGUGCCGUUGAAAGUCCUGGCUGUGGGCCGGUAUUUUGGCCACAGUGUCAGCGGGAAGCUCCGGUCGACGGUGUCCGUACGGUCCGUCGGCCCCGGCGUCCAUCCCUGGGCUGUCGUCAGUACGACAGAGGACGGCCGCUUGCUUCCGGAAGCUGACGUCAGCGAUGACGAGGAGGACAGAAUGGCGGCAGAGGCAGCGGCGGCCGCCGCCGCGGCGGAGGCGGCGGCAGAGCGUGUCCGUCGGCAGCGGGAGGCAGCGGCGGAGGCUCCGGGCGCAGAAGCCCUGCCGCCUGGGUAUGAAGCAGCGGCGGUGGCGGCAGCGGCAGCAGCGGAUCUGACUGGCGGCGAGCUUACCGCCCGCAGCGACACGGUGGCGGCGGCGGAUUGGCUGACGCUGCCGCCAUCCGUACUGCAAGCAAUGCGAGAGGCAGUGGAACGACGUUGCAAGGGCCUCAACAUGAAGCAGUUACGGCAGCUUGCGUUGCAGAUGGCGGACACCACCGCCACCGCCGCCACCGUCGCCUCCAGCGGCGGCGGCGGCGGCUCCUGGCUCCCUCUCGACGCCGAGGUGACGUCCCAGGUUGUUCGCGCUCUCUCCGCCGAGGGCUUCUCGACGGAUCAGAUCCGGCGGUUCUUCAUGCAGCCGGCGCUGGCUGCCGUGGUGGAGGGGGGCUGCAGUGAGGCGGAGCUGUUUGACCACAUACCUCCCGCGCUGAUGUUCCUUGUACGUGCUCUCCUCAAGGCCUCCGGGUUCACUGACCAGCACAUGUCCAACAUGUUGUCUGCGGACCGCCGCCGACUGGACCCGGAUUGGGACGUGGAGAGCGGCUGCAUGAUGGUGGCGGCCCUGGCGAGAGCCGGGUUCUCUCCGCAGCUGAUUCGGUUGCUGCUGACCACUGGUCCUCCAGUCGGCGCCCUGACUCCCAACGAGCUUGGAACCAUCAAUGAAGCAUUGCUGGUAUGUAUGUACAUAUGUACGGCAGGGAGGGAUUUAUGGGGCUACAGCCUCUGCACGGGUGUCUAG
Molecule: messenger RNA, 4758 nt
Organism: Volvox carteri f. nagariensis
Lineage: Eukaryota; Viridiplantae; Chlorophyta; Chlorophyceae; Chlamydomonadales; Volvocaceae
Exons: 25
Coding region: 1-4758 (1585 amino acids)
Source: RefSeq, a predicted model, not a curated record